AUGACCUUUGAGAAAUGCAUCUUGAAGUCUGCCCUGACACUUCUUGCUGCUCUUACUUUUUUUCAAAUCUGCUGCUCUGGUCCCGUGAGCCGUCCAACCAACUGGCUCAGACAAUGCCGGGCCUCCACCAACAUUUCCCUCACAGCCCUGGAAGUCCUGCCAGGAGGAGGCUGGGACAACCUCCGGAACAUGGACAUGGGCCGAGUGAUGAACAUCAGCUACUUCCAGUGCCAAACCACCGAGGAUGGACUUUACCUCAUUCCAGAUGAGGUGUUUGUCAUCCCUCAGAAGCAGACAGGCGUGGAGACCAACUCAGAGAUAAUCAGCUCCUGGCUGGAGCAGAAAAGCACCACAUCUCACUCCAUCAAUGCUGAUGCAUCAUUUUUCUCAAAGCUGAAUGGCAAGUUUUCCUCUGAGAACACAAGGAUGAAAUCACAUCAGGUCAAGGAUUCUUCAACUACAGCCAGAGUACAGGUUCGUGACUUAAUCUACACCGUCAAAGCUUACCCAGACUUCACAUUGGAUUCCCGCUUUGCUCAGCAAGCCAAAGAAAUUGCUGAUGCAAUUGAAAACAAUCAGACGAGGGAUGCAAACUAUCUCUCAGAGAAGAUGGUGCUGGACUAUGGAACCCAUGUUAUCACCAGUGUAGAUGUUGGGGCAUCUCUGGUGCAGGAAGACUAUCUCCGUUCCUCUUAUGUGUCAGAAAGUUUAUCAGAUACCUCCACUGUUAAAGCUCAGGCUGGGUUAAACUUUUUUGGCAAACUAAAAUUUGAUAUCAGCAGUCAGUCUAGCCAACAAAGCUCAUCACUUCAAAAAUAUCAGUCCAACAUUCAGUACUCCCUCAUCCAAAGCCAUGGGGGCAUACCUUUUUAUCCUGGAAUCACUUUACCUAAGUGGCAAGAAAGUAUCAAGAAUAACCUGGUUGCUAUUGAUCGAUCAGGAUUUGCCCUCCAUUAUUUUAUUAACAGGAAUACUAUUCCUGACCUCCCAGAACCUACAGUUGCCAAAGUGGCUAAUAAAGUAAAAGAGGCAAUAGGGCUUUACUACAAAGUCAACACCCGUCCUGGGUGUGUUGACGUCAAUUCUAAAAACUUCAACUUUCAGGCCAAUGUAGAUGACAACUCCUGUGAUGGCCCAGCCACCAACCUUAGUUUUGGAGGAGUCUACCAAGUAUGUACCAAACUCACCGCAGAUGCUGAUCCACUUUGUGAUAGACUUGAACAGAAAAACAUAGAGACAGGUGAAUUCUCCUGUCACUAUCCUUACACCCCAACUUUACUGCAAUCUGAAAAGAAACAGGAGGGUUAUACAUCACAGGAGUGUCACAACGAAAAACAUUCAUGUGGCCUUUUAGGGUUGUUUCAUUGUCAUACAUAUGUUUGCAAUGAUGUGGACCAUGUUCGGUUUGCUCGUAUUGAUACGUACUGGUGUUCUAUGAAUGGAAAAGCAUCAGAAAACUCUGGAUAUCUGUUUGGUGGCAUAUAUGGCCCCUCUUUCCAGAACCCCAUCACCAAAUCCAAAGGCUGUCCUCCAAACUUUAUCCCAGUAAAGUUCCUAUCAGAUGGCCAAAACAUCUGUGUGAGUAAUGACUAUGAGACCGGAACAAGGUACUCUGUACCAUUUGGAGGUCUCUUCAGCUGCAAAUCUGGUAACCCACUGGCUAAAGAUCAACACAGAUGCCCUCCCCAGUUCAGUCAGCAUGUAGCUAGUAUCAGUGAUGGUUGUGAAAUUCUUUACUGUGUCCAGUCUGGAUUGUUCACAGGGGGUGAACUGCGACCAAUCCAUCUUCCUCCAUUCCGAGAAACUCCUCUUCUCAACCUGCAACCCACCAACACAGUGAUGGUGAUAACUGAAGGAGAAAAGAGCUGGGUCAGGCUGGGUCAGAAUAAAGCAUGGACACUUGUGAAGUCAGAGGAAAUCCCAGAAAUUAUUAGGAAGUUCAACCCAGAACUGAAUGAGAUGUCAAGUACAGAGAAAGGAGGAGUGGCUUUUGGAGUGAUGGGUUUUAUAUUACUGGUGGUCAUAGUGGCAGUAAUUUUGGUCAGGAAGAGGAGGAAAUACUCUGGAUUGAGGGCACAAGGAUAUGUGGAAAUUGGUGAAGUAACAGAAAGGGAUACACUCAGAGACGAAGCUUAA
Messenger RNA from Xiphophorus couchianus (Monterrey platyfish), 2136 nucleotides. Its product is annotated as macrophage-expressed gene 1 protein-like. The coding region runs from base 1 to 2136 and encodes 711 amino acids. Gene Ontology annotation, biological process: defense response to bacterium. The transcript has 3 exons. NCBI's taxonomy places the organism in Eukaryota, Metazoa, Chordata, Actinopteri, Cyprinodontiformes, Poeciliidae. The record is from RefSeq and is a predicted model, not a curated record.